Molecule: messenger RNA, 1637 nt
Organism: Daucus carota subsp. sativus
Lineage: Eukaryota; Viridiplantae; Streptophyta; Magnoliopsida; Apiales; Apiaceae
Product: protein MET1, chloroplastic
Exons: 7
Coding region: 215-1222 (335 amino acids)
Molecular function (GO): protein binding
Source: RefSeq, a predicted model, not a curated record
UGGUCUUGUUUUGUAAAGUGAAGUCCAUCCACCUCACCCACAUACAGCCACGACAAUGAGAUAAAUGUUAGCAAGUAUUUGGAACCACAAGUCCCCUGCUCCAAGGCCAUGCAUUCAAUCUUUUCUGUUUGCUAAAAAAAAAAGCCCAACAAUUAAUAAAGUCUGUCACUGCAAGACCAUCAAUUAAAUUUGUGGAUUAAAAGCAACAAUCACCAUGUCCACAGCUCCAAGAAACAACCCAUCUCUCUGUUCAUCUCCACCAUUGCCAAGAUCAAGAAACAAGCUCAAUUCUUUGGCAUCACUUUCUAGUUCUACUAGUGCUGCUAAAAAUACCCAGUUCAAGGCUCUCAGCAUUUCAACUUGUUUCUGUCAAAAAGCUCAUUUGAUAAAAGCUAGUGUUUGGAGAGUGAGAGCAGUGGAUGAGACAAAGACUACAGAGUCAUCAGAGGGUGAGGAGAAGAAAGAAGAGUAUGAAGAGUAUGAGGUGGAGAUAGUGCAGCCAUAUGGGCUUAAAUUUGUCAAAGGGAGAGAUGGUGGGACUUAUAUUGAUGCUAUUGCCCCUGGGGGAUUUGCUGACCAGACUAAAAUGUUUACUGUUGGAGAUAAAGUCCUUGCUACCAGUGCAGUUUUUGGAACAGAAAUGUGGCCUGCAGCUGAAUAUGGAAGGACAAUGUAUACCAUUCGGCAGAGAAUUGGUCCUUUACUGAUGAAGAUGCAGAAGAGAUAUGGUAAGAUUGAGACUGUUGGUGACCUUACAGAAAAAGAAAUUAUUAGAGCUGAGAGAAACUCUGGUGUUGUUAGUAGCAAAGUGAGGGAAAUCCAGAUGCAAAAUUACAUAAGGAAAAAAGAGCAGAAAGAACAGAGAGAAAGAGAACUUCGUGAAGGACUACAGUUAUACAAGAUUGGCAAAUAUGAAGAAGCACUGGAGAAAUUUGAGUCAGUUUUGGGAUCAAAACCAGAAUAUAACGAAGCCUCAGUAGCAAGUUAUAAUGUUGCUUGCUGUUACUCCAAACUUAAUCAGAUACAAGCUGGACUAUCUGCUCUUGAAGAUGCCCUGAAAUCAGGAUUUGAAGACUUCAAGAGAAUCCGAACUGACCCUGAUCUAGAGAACGUGAGGAAAUCAGAAGAUUUUGAUCCUCUUCUAAAAAGGUUUGAUGAAUCAUUUAUCAAUGAAAAUGCCAUCAAUGCUAUUAAAUCUCUGUUCGGAUUUGGUAAGAAAUAGAGUCACAAAGCAUUUCAAUAGUUUAUUCUCUGUCUGGGCUCACAAAUGGAUGGACAUAUUGGUUCCCAGCUUUAUUUUAUAUCUUGAAAUCAAAAGCUGCAUCAUCCGGUUUUGUUGAUACUUGAGUUCACCGCAAGCUUUUGCUCAAAAUUUUCUUCUGUGAUUUUACUUAGUUCAAUUCUUACGCAGUCAAAUGUUAUAUUUGUAUUUAUACUAUAUUUAUACUGGGAGUAGAGUUCACUCUAUACUUGUAAUGAUAUUGUGUUCUAACUAUAUCUCAAUUCUCAAGCAUGAGGGCAAUAUGUAAAAGUUCUUUUAGAUAAGAAAUUAUACUGCGUGAAACUGAAUUACAAAUGGUGUACUACACCAAAUAUAUAUGAGUGAAACUCAGACAUUGUGGUGUUGGUUUUAUGAA